This is a messenger RNA of Esox lucius (northern pike), 7625 nucleotides long. Its product is annotated as histone deacetylase 7. Bases 1384 to 4404 code for a protein of 1006 amino acids. Gene Ontology annotation, cellular component: histone deacetylase complex. The transcript has 26 exons. Gene Ontology annotation, molecular function: histone deacetylase activity. NCBI's taxonomy places the organism in Eukaryota, Metazoa, Chordata, Actinopteri, Esociformes, Esocidae. The record is from RefSeq and is a predicted model, not a curated record. Gene Ontology annotation, biological process: negative regulation of transcription by RNA polymerase II; chromatin organization.
UCCAGCGUCUCCAUUUCCAGUGACACGCAGAGCUGGUGAGUUUUAUCUCUCCUCUCUGUGGCUAAGCGAAACAAAGCAUCUCUACCAGGAAUGGAAAUGCUGAAAGUCAACCCACUGUUGCUGGCAUCCGAAUGUGUUCAAAGUUACCGCACCGCAUCUCUGCUGAGUCUUUGCAGAGGCUUCGUUACAGGUGGGUAAUUACAGGUUAUAGAGUGGUCUCAGAAAAAAAACUCACUAUAAUAAUUUUACAGGGAACAGGUGUAAUUUUGGAAAGAGAAAGCAAAUAGAAAAUACCACUGUUUUAUUAAAUAUUCCAAACACCAUCCCAAAAUGUACACAACCUUCUAGUGUCAAUGGUAAUUGGGACGACAUCUUUCACAUGCUCUUUAGAGAAACGGUCCUUUCUUUCAGUUCAUUCACACUUGACGGGCCGCCCCGGUGUUGGUUCUGUCUGUGCCUUUGCCAUGCGAGAAGGACCCAGUGACCCAUCGUCAUGAGGCAGCGUGUGACUCUCUCACAACCGUGUCCCUGGCCUGUCAUGGUUCACCUUAUUCACACGCCGUCCUGAUCAGCACGCCCCACCGCACACUCUCAUUGACAGGAGCUGAGGGGACUGAGACAGAGAGAGGGAGAAAGAGAGAGAGAGAGAGUGAGAGGAAAAAGAGACCGAAUGACAGGUGGAUGGGCUGAUUGACGGAAAAGCAGAACAGGGAGAAGGAUAGACAAAGACAAAAACUGAGAAAGAUAGAUGGUGUGUGUCGUCAUCCCUGAAAUUCUGUUUUCUAAAUAGUAUUAAAACAACAGAUUCAUAUCUGGCCUCGGACAUGUUCACAGGUCUCCUGCCAUCACCAGGACAUCUAUUAGAUGACAUGCCGAUGACAAGAAUCAUAAUACUGCAUGUAGCUGACAUUGUAUUAAGGGUAUUUGUUGACUCCUUAAUACCUGGCAGCGUACACGGGACCGUUGAUGUUGAGAUAUGUGUGUUCCCGAAGCAGAUGGUCUGGUUUUUAGCACUGCUUGCUCUACCAGGAGGUCCAGAUCAGAAUUCUUACCAGCCGGGAGGAAAGAACUCGAUGUCCUUCUGCCUUGACGAAGCACACCGCCAUCCAAGCCACCACAAGGAGUCACUCAAGCUUAAGGAGGCAGAAAAGCAACACUCGACAAUUCUAGUCAGCCUGACCAAGACACCACAUUUACCCCCUGACAGAAGACAGGGUGUCCCAGUCCGCAGGGAUAUCUGACUUCUGACAGCUUUAAAGGGAUGGACCUGUAGAAUCAGGACCUGAAAUAGAGACAGACGGACCGGAAAUACAUUUUUCAUCAGUGACAGUGGAUGUGCUACCUCCCGGCCCGACCACGUCAGCCCUCCGUCAGGAGCAGCCCAUGGAUCUGCGUACCCAGCGGCUGGUACGUCCCGGGCCAGAUUCCGCGCUGCUGCCCCGCAACCCGCUCUUCCUGGGGGCCUUCUCGGCUCAGCAGUGCGCCCCGUACUCCCAGCAGCACCUGCCGGCCGACAUCCAGUACCAGUAUGACAUGGAGCGGAUUCGGCGGGAGAAAGAACAGGAGAAGAGGCAGGAGCUGCAGCAGCUGAUGCACAAGGAUAAGAGCGAGCAGAGUGCCGUGGCCAGUCCCCUGGUGAAACAGAAACUCAGGAGCCAAAUCCUGAAAAGGAAGGAGCAAGCUGCCCUGGAGAGAUCGGCGCCCAUCCUCCCCCACGACACGCCCCGGGGUUACAGGGAACUGGUCCCAGAUCCUGACAUGGGCCUGAAGCCUCACAUAGUGACCUCUGACCUACAUUGUCCACCGUGUGAACAAGAAAAGGACCGUAGCCUCAGAAGAACAGCCUCUGAGCCAAUUCUAAAGGUGAGGAAUAAGCUGAAGAAGCACCUCAACUGCCGGCAGAACCCUCUCCAGCGCAAGACCAGCGCACCCCCCACCGUCAAGCACAGGCCGCCGGACACUUUGGACUCCUCCCCCAGCAGCAGUAGCACCCCCGUGUCCGGCUGCAGCUCGCCCAACGACAGCCUCCUCUCAGACAGCCCUCUCGGCACCGGACUAGCCCACGAGGUGAGACCUGCCGCGCCCCUCCCUCCUCCCUGUGGGAAUGCUGCUGAAGUGUUCCACCAGGCUGGUGUAGCUUUACCGACACCGAUGUGGCACGUCGCCUUAUACUAUGGCAAUAAAACUCAGAUGGCGAAGUUUGAUACACCUUCGCGGUCGCUGGCCCACUUCACCGUGCCGUGCUCCACUGGCCGGCCCACCAUCAGCGCCGGGCUACCCAACCAGGGUGACGCGGAGCCGGGAAGCCACCAGAGGGUAGCCAGGGUCAUGCCUCAGGUCUACCUUCCCAUGGAGACCCGCAGCCCGGGGCACCAGCGCCUCCAGCCUCUGAUCAUUCUGGAACCGUCAGGGCUACUGCAUACACAGCUGGUGUCCGUGCGAGGCCUGAGCCCAGGCCCCAUCCAGUACCCCUCCUCUAGGCUGGAAGGGCUGGGCCCCCUGGGUCCCCACAGGCCUCUGGUUCGUGCCCGCUCCGAGCCGCCCCUGCCUUCUCAACACCACCAGCACCAACUGCUGCAGCAGUACCAAAACGCCCUGCUGCUGGAGAGACUCAAGCAGAACACACUCCUGGGCAAGCUCAUGUCCAAGUCAGACGAGAAGCCGGUUCACACACAGACCUCGUCGGUGGACAUGGCGUCAGUGGAGAGCGGGUUGGGGGAGGGAGACGGCUACUGCAGGAGAAAGCCGAGUGGGGUCAGCAGCGCUGAGUCCCUCUGGGAGACUGAGUCCACGUCCUCACCAGAAAGCCAAGCGGAACACGCCAGGAAAUACACACCUCCCAUGAAUCAGCCCCACUGUUGGGAUAAACCCAGGCACAUCCAGGUCCUCUCGGAGAGACGCAGACAGGCCCCCCACCUGGACUCCCUGGGCGUGCCCGUGGUCCUGUUUCCGGCCCACCGACCCCUUGGCCGCGCCCAGUCGUCCCCCGCCGCCACCUCCCUCCCCCCUCACCCCCAACCCCCCGUGGACACCCCUGUGUCUCAGGCCGGCCCGGGGCUGGAGUCCCCCGCCAGGCUGCGCUUCACCACAGGCCUGGUGUAUGACUCUCAGAUGCUGAAACACCAGUGCACCUGUGGUGACAACAGUCGACACGCCGAGCAUGCUGGGAGAAUCCAAAGCAUCUGGUCUAGACUGCAGGAGAGAGGCCUCCGGAAUCAGUGUGAAUGUAUCCGUAGCAGGAAGGCUUCUCUGGAGGAGCUUCAGUCGGUUCACUCUGAGAAUCAUGUCCUGCUCUACGGCACCAACCCAUUGAACCGUUUCAAACUGGACCACCGUAAGCUGGCUGGAAUCCUAUCUCAAACGGUGUUUUUUAGGCUACCAUGUGGUGGACUUGGGGUGGACGAUGAUACGGUCUGGAAUGAGACACACACCUCUACAGCGUCUCGACUGGCAGCAGGAAGCGUGACAGAGCUGGCAUUGAAGGUGGCACAGGGCGAGCUGAAGAAUGGCUUUGCAGUGGUGAGGCCCCCUGGACACCAUGCUGCACACAAUAACCCCUCGGGUUUCUGUUUCUUCAACUCUGUUGCCAUCGCAGCCAAGCAGCUCCAGCGCAAACUCUGCAUCAGCAAGAUCCUGAUUGUGGACUGGGAUGUUCACCAUGGCGACGGUACCCAGUCUGUGUUCUACCACGACCCCAGCGUGCUGUACAUCUCCCUGCAUCGCUAUGACAACGGCAACUUCUUCCCUGGUAGCGGAGACCCAUCUGAGGUGGGAGAAGCGGCAGGAGAGGGCUUCAACGUAAACGUGGCAUGGACCGGUGGCCUGGACCCCCCCAUGGGCGACGUGGAAUAUCUGGCGGCAUUCAGGACUGUGGUCAUGCCGAUUGCCCAAGAGUUCUCCCCUGACGUGGUUCUGGUCUCAUCUGGUUUCGAUGCCGUCGAGGGACAUUCUGCGCCGCUGGGAGGCUACAAAGUGUCGGCCAAGUGUUUUGGCUUUCUGACACGCCAGCUGAUGGGACUGGCAGGAGGGCGGGUAGUCAUGGCGCUGGAGGGGGGUCAUGACCUCACGGCCAUCUGUGAUGCCUCGGAGGCCUGUGUUAGUGCUCUGCUAGGCACUCAGGUGGAGCCCCUGUCACAGUCGGUCCUGGAGGGGAGACCCUGUCUCAAUGCUGUCCUCUCCCUGAAGAAAGUCAUCCAGGUCCAGGGUGAGUACUGGAGGUCCUUGAGAACGGUGGCCCACAGGGUGGACCAGUCUUACAUGCAGGCCCAAGGACCCAGUCUGAGGAGAGACUCGGAUGACCACCAGGACACUGUCUCUGCCCUGGCCUCCCUCUCCAUGGUCAGCCUCACUACCAACAGGGCACACCCAGAUGAACCUAUGGAGGGGGACAGUGACUCCAUGUAGCCAACACCACUUUCUUUCAAGCCCAUCACACACACACACACACACAGAAACACACACAAAAUCACCCACUCUGCCCUGCUUCACUUGACCAGAAUCCACUGUCUCAGUUGACACUGUGAGGAAUACGUCCUGACCACUAUAGUCCAACCGACUAGUUUACAGCUCACACACUCCUACACCUCAUCAGAACACAGUACUGCUGGCCUUACUAUGACCACUUGUCUGCCUCGACCGCAACUCGACCGCACACCGAAGACAUCCCCUUAACGGGGUACAGGAGGACCAAGAGAGAGGAGAACGGCCAUGCCCUCCCUGGGGAGGACUCGGAAUGAGGAGGACCAGACAAAAGCGGAACCUCUAAAGGGUGAUCGCUCUUCUGUCACUCCGGACCAUGCUCCAACAGCGCCAGGGAGGAUAUGACUUGACUCGUAGCACAAAGUGCCGUGACAGAGGGCAGCCACAGGGGCGGCUGUGAACACAGUCUCUCUGGAGAAGAGGACCAGCUUUUUUUCAUUCCCAGGUUACCAUGGUGCUCAUACAGGAAGCAGUACCUUCUUCCCACAGGUUCCAGUGAAGUACAACAGACCUGGCACCAUCACCAGGAGAACCCUGAAGUACAAAUAAUGAAGUCAUUUGUAUUCAUGCGAUGCAAACAAAAUGAAGAAAAAGAGAGGAGACAGAGAAGUGAUGUUUUUUUGCACUGUGCAUUUUGUAAUGUGAACCAAGGAACAAAAUGGGAAUAGACCAUGUACAAGCUGUCCUGGGACUGACGAUAAAACGUGUAGAUAAAUGAUCCUACUCUUGUUUUUAAGCUGAUUGAAAGGUUGUUCGAUUUAUUGAAUAUUGUCUUUUAAACUUCAGUACAUAAUGGUAAUCAUUUUGUAAGCAGUAACUAGCGAAGAGCUGAAGACUUACUAUUCAUAGGUUUUACUUUUUUUUCCUUCUCGACAGAAAAAACAUUUUCACUUUGUUAGCGCUUCCUCUCAGACAGCACUUACAUAGAAUAUGAAAAGGUAUUAUUUAUAUUGGUUGAUGGCAUCUGUUCAUCGUUUUGGUGAAAGAACAAAUUGCUCUAUAAUGACAUCGUAUGAUCGUGGCUGGGAUUCAUUUAAACCUGAUAUAGCAUUGUUGAUGCAGUCUUUACUUGUAAUAUUUUUCCAGUGUGAACACACUUCAACAGUGGAAGCCUGUGAGGGGAGAACGUUUGUAGGGUUUUUUUUAAGCCGUACUCAACACAAGCAUGAGUUCAUUUGACUUUUUGAAAAAUAUUUAAAAUAAAGAGGUACUGCGUGAAUAAUGCAAGGCUGCUUGGGCUGAAUUGAGCCUUAGGACAGAGUCACCGACAGAGCUCUGUCAGAAAACCACUUGAAACAGAUCAGACAUAUUGCAUGAAGAUGUCCUUCUCUAUGCUGAAUUUACCAAAACAUCACAAACGUUAAUGCCUGUGUGCUGUAAAUCACAGGUCAAAUAUAGCCAAUGUGCUUGGGUUCAAGGCAGAUUAUUAAAACCUCAGUUCAGUUACAUUACAUCAGGGACUCAGUUCCAUCCUGCUGCCAUUGCAGUGCUUACGCAGAUGCUAUUUUCUUUCCAGUGGUCAAGCUCACAGGCUGGGCUUGGUUACAGUAUAGAAGUCGACCACUGCUAUCAGUAUAGCCCCUCUAUCCACAGGUAUGCUUUUAUUUAGUAAAAUAAGAAGUGUGAUUGAACAGGAUAAAUAUUGUUAGUAAAGAGCACUGAUUGAUUGUUGUCAUGAAUCCCAGCUUAGGUCUUCACGUACGCGUGGCAAUUGAAAGUAUAUGUUUGUUGACGACAUUGGACUCAAAUGAAAUGGAAAUGCACUUACAAUUUAUUCGGUUUUGGGAGUUUAAGUUCAAUUUAAAUUAGAUUUUUUUUUACAUGUUAGAAGUGCCUUUCUUUUGUGAUUUGAUUGACAUGCGUUGAUUUGUAUUUUGUGUAUUUGAUAUUUCUUGACACUUUAUUCCAAUGUGCUAUAUCUAUGUUUACUCAGUUUCUUGAUUGACAAUAUUCAUUCUGUGCUCACAUACUUCUUAUUCUGUGAAGGAAAAUGUUUGAGAGACCAUCCGGAUAGUAGUAUUAGAUUCUCGUACAGUUUCCAGGACUAGUCAGUGAAUUUGACCAUUGUAUAAAACAACUACUGUGUAAAUACUUCCAUGGGGGGUUUGAAUGAAUUGAGCCCUUAGAAAUAUACAAAAACAAGUGAACUAUAAUUUGUUCACACUUGAAUUUACAACUCCCUACCAAAAUUCAUACAUUUUGGGACCAAGCUGGAGUUACUACAUGACAGUUGAAGCUAUAGCCGUUUGAGUUAUUUUGCUCAGCUAGACAGCUAUCUAUAUAAAAACACAGGUUGAGAGAAACCAAAGCUUAAACGCCUUAUGGAAACAAUAUGCCGUGUCAUAUAGUCUCUGAAAAGAACUUCAAUGGUUCUUCUGAAUUCCCGAUUGUAUUUUUAUACUAACAGAGGUUGUGAUAUCGCCAAAGAAGGAUUAAUAAAACUGCUAACCUUUGUUGCUAGCACCUUCCAUUAAAUCAUUUAAAAUUGUUGUCCUUUUAGAUGCCUUUGCAGUGCCUUGCGUAUGUGUUGUGUCUUAGGAAAAUCGGACCAGGGCUACAAAUUAAAUUGUACUAUCGCAUUGUAAGGCUCCAGUUCUUCAUAGUAUUGUAUAAUACACAUUAUAGAACCAAGAAUGUACAUGAGAAAAUCUUGCCAAAUCUGUAUUGUGUUUGACAUUGGCAAGGUGAAAAGGAUAUUGUGGACGCUCAAACCAUGAAUUUGACGGUAAUUAUGUAGAAGAAAAUAGGAGCCAUGAAGGCAGUUAUUAUUCUUUCAGAAGAGUUCUUUGUUAUAUUUUCAUUCUGGACAUUUUACUGAAGUACAUGUAAAGAAAAUAUUUUUUAUGUCGAUAAGCUUUUCUUGGUCUUAUUAUGAUGAUUUACUCUAUUUAGUAAUUGGUUACUGAUGUUGUAUAUUGCUAUUGAGACCAAAAUAUAGACACCCUCCUAUGUGCCUUUAAUUAUACUGACAGCCUUUCUGAAAGGUAGCUUUAUUGAACUGGAUAUUAAUUCUUGAGUAGAGAUUAGGAUUGGUUUUCUUCUCACUUUGUCUUUACUGGUUUCUUUUUUGUACCUGUACAGUGAAAAAUAACAUUGUACUUUUAGUUUUCCUUAAUGAAAGGGAAAUAAAGUUUUUACUUCAUAUA